GGUGUGGGGAGUGAAAGCGAAAGCCCAGGAGGCGAGCCGGGAGACCGAGAUCUUAGCAUACUGAAGCAGCAUGGCCAAGCCUUGUGGGGUGCGCCUGAGUGGGGAAGCCCGCAAACAGGUGGAUGUCUUCAGGCAAAAUCUUUUCAAGGAGGCUGAGGAAUUCCUCUACAGAUUCUUGCCACAGAAAAUCGUACACUUGAAUCAGCUUUUGCAAGAGGACUCCCUGAACGUGACUGACCUGACCUCUCUCCGAGCCCCACUGGACAUUCCUAUUCCAGACCCUCCACCCAAGGAUGAUGAGAUGGAAACAGAUAAGCAGGAGAAGAAAGAAGUCCCUAAGUGCGGCUUUCUCCCUGGAAAUGAGAAGCUUCUGGCCCUGCUUGCCCUUGUUAAGCCAGAAGUCUGGACUCUCAAAGAAAAAUGUAUUCUGGUGAUCACAUGGAUCCAGCACUUAAUUCCCAAGAUUGAGGAUGGAAAUGACUUUGGGGUGGCAAUCCAGGAGAAGGUGUUGGAGAGGGUGAAUGCGGUCAAGACCAAAGUAGAAGCUUUCCAGACAACUAUUUCCAAGUACUUCUCAGAACGCGGGGAUGCUGUGGCCAAGGCCUCUAAGGAGACCCAUGUAAUGGAUUACCGGGCCCUGGUGCAUGAAAGAGAUGAGACAGCCUAUGGGGAACUCAGGGCCAUGGUGCUGGACCUCAGGGCCUUCUAUGCUGAGCUUUAUCAUAUCAUCAGCAGAAACCUGGAGAAAAUUGUCAACCCAAAGGGUGAAGAGAAGCCAUCUAUGUACUGAGCCCAGGGCUAGAAAAGAAAUAAAUUACCAAUACUUUGUGUGGA
This is a messenger RNA of Pteronotus mesoamericanus, 834 nucleotides long. RefSeq names its product proteasome activator subunit 2 (gene PSME2). The record is from RefSeq and is a predicted model, not a curated record. The transcript is spliced from 11 exons. Gene Ontology annotation, biological process: regulation of G1/S transition of mitotic cell cycle; positive regulation of endopeptidase activity; regulation of proteasomal protein catabolic process. Bases 71 to 790 code for a protein of 239 amino acids. Gene Ontology annotation, cellular component: cytoplasm; proteasome activator complex; nucleoplasm. Gene Ontology annotation, molecular function: endopeptidase activator activity. Lineage: Eukaryota; Metazoa; Chordata; Mammalia; Chiroptera; Mormoopidae.